Durio zibethinus is the source of this 2232-nucleotide messenger RNA. Lineage: Eukaryota; Viridiplantae; Streptophyta; Magnoliopsida; Malvales; Malvaceae. The record is from RefSeq and is a predicted model, not a curated record.
AUUGUUUGGUCACCGAAACCUUCAUCACAGCCUGUCACCAAGAUUGUUUUUUUUUUGGGGUUAAAUAUUAAAAACCAGAGAAAAUUCUGCCAAACUCAAUUGUUCUUCUUUUUUUCUUUUUAUCUUUUUUUUUUUAAUUUAAAAUUAAAAAAUAUUGUUGUUUGUUUUGUUUUUAAAAAAAUCCUAUUUGAUUCUAACGGGUAAAGACUACCCAAAGGAUGACGGAAAGCCAAAAUUGGAAAAGAAAAAACCCCAUGAAAACAACAGCCAAGCCCUUCAACCAAGUCCAAAAGAAAGCGCAGAAAAAAAAAAUUAAGUCAUUCUUCAUAUAAAAGUAGUACAAAAUCAACCCUUCUCUAUCUCUCUUCUUCUUGGUCUUUUUUUUUAGGCUGUGCUUAUCGAAUAAUCACGGAUUUGGUACUAUAUAAACGAGGCAGGUACUUAUGGCUAAUAGUGCGGCAGCAUGUGCUGAAAGGGCAACCAGUGAUAUGCUGAUUGGUCCAGAUUGGGCUGUAAACAUCGAGCUAUGCGACAUUAUAAACAUGAAUCCAGGACAAGCUAAGGAUGCUUUAAAAGUCCUCAAGAAGCGGCUUAGCAGUAAAAAUCCAAAAAUACAGCUACUAGCACUUUUUGUAUUGGAUUCACUCAGCAAAAAUUGUGGUGAGCAUAUUUUUCAGCAGAUUGUUGAGCGUGAUAUCUUGCAUGAAAUGGUUAAAAUAGUAAAGAAGAAGCCUGACUUGAAUGUCAGGGAAAAGAUACUUAUUUUGAUAGACACAUGGCAAGAAGCCUUUGGAGGAUCUACAGGGAAGUAUCCUCAAUAUUUUGCCGCAUAUAAUGAACUACGGGCUGCUGGAGUUGAAUUUCCUCCUCGAGAAGAGAAUAGUGUACCAUUGUUUACUCCACCUCAGACCCAUCCAGUAACUCACCACCCUUCAAUAUCUGAGGAUGCUGCUAUUGAGGCCUCUCUACAGUCGGAUGCAUCUGGCCUCAGCUUGCCAGAGAUUCAAAAUGCUCGUGGACUAUCGGAUGUAUUAAUGGAAAUGCUUAGUGCAUUGGAUCCCAAGACUCCUGAGGCUGUGAAGCAAGAAGUGAUUGUUGACCUUGUUGAUCAAUGUCGUUCUUACCAAAAGCGCGUCAUGCUUCUUGUGGAUAAUACAACAAAUGAGGAACUUUUAUGUCAGGGGUUGGCACUAAAUGAUAGCUUGCAGCGUGUUCUUAGCCGGCAUGAUGACAUUCUGAAAGGAAACACUGCAACAACAGCAGUAGCAGAAACUCCUGUUGUGCCACUUGUUAAUAUUAACCAUGAGGAUGAUGAAUCAGAAGAUGAAUUUUCUCAGCUGUCUCAUAGAUCAUCAAGGGAUAAUUUUCAAGGACAGGGCAGGAGAGCACCUAACAUUGAGCCUGCACGAAUUGGUCCACUUCUUCCACCUCCACCCUCAUCAAAAAGGCCAGUUAAUACAAAUACCAGCAUGGUUGAUUAUCUUAGUGGUGAUACCUACAAAUCUGAAGAUUCCCCUGAAACAAGAGAAUCCGCACCUUAUUUUGCCACUCCUACUCAUACAUACACAAACUCCUCCCCACAGUUGAUUUCAACUCUAGCUCCAUCAUCUCCUCCUUCCUAUACUGCUGACUCUGGAUCCUCGCCUGUGUUCAGUGGACAGCCUAUAUACGACAAACCAGCUUCCUUGAGCAAAUCUGCUGAUACUGAGCAGCUGCCUCCAGCUCCCUGGGACAGUCCUGCUGGAAACCUUCCACCACCGCCUUCAAGGUUUAAUCAGAGACAACAAUUCUUUGAGCAACAACAACACGGUUAUACUGGUGGUUCAUCUCAUUCCAACAAUGGAACUGGUUCCUCUUAUGACAGCUUGGUUGGACAAACUCAAAAUCUCUCCCUUAGCUCAUCGACCCCAACCAAACAAGUAAAACCAGAAGAUGCUCUCUUCAAAGACCUGGUUGAUUUUGCGAAAGCCAAGUCAUCUUCAUCAUCCAAACCUAAUAAUAGGUCAUUUUGAUCGUCUCAGAGUAGUCAACUUGGUUUUGGGUGGUACAGCUUGUGAACAGUUAUUAGAUUAUAAGGUUUUUUUUUUUUUUUGGUAUUAGAUUAAUAGAACAUGUGUUUACACAUUGCUUAUGGUUUGUCUAUUCUGUUUAUAGGUUUAAUUUCGAGACUAACUGCUCGUUGGAUGUAUUCGUAUAUUUUACAUAUUCUGAUACUUGGUGUAUCAUUUUUUU